CAGUCUAGCUUGUCCUUAUCCCACGUGACCACAGCAUUCUCCCACAAACCUGGAAGCUUCUCUACACUCAGAGCAGUGAGAGACAAACAUGUCGACCCUUCGUUCAACCCAGACCUUGCUGAGGCAGGCGGUACGCUUCGGGAGAACAGCCAGCCGCCCCAUCAGUGGUAAGGCGAGUUCAGGUGCCUACAGGAGUGCACGACCCCUCCUACUGGGCGCCAUCACAGCAGGUGCGCUGGGGUACGGGGCCUACAAGAUCUACCCUGAUGGAGUGCGUGACGCCCUCAAGUCCGUCCAGCCAAUGAAAGUACAUGCUGCCAAUGUUCCAGAGAGCCAGCCUUCUGUGUACUCCCAGGGCAAGGACCACGCCCUCUACCUGUGGAUCAACCUCAAACCCACUGCUAACGCCCGGGAGGUGGCCCGAUCUGUUGCCAAGUUGCAGCGUUACGUUGAUCAGGUCGUUGACCCAAACAUGCGAGACGAGGACGACGAGAUCUGGGCAGGGGUCGGGUUCGGCCCCAACUUUUUUGGACAGGUUGCCGGGAAGACCAGGAAGAACUACACCUACCCCUACAGAAAGGGCGCCCUGGGGGACAUGCCAAGCUCAGGCGGUGAUGUCUUCAUCCAUGCCAAGUCCAACGAGGUGAGCAAGCUGUUCGAGCUGGCCAACCUUGUCAUCAGAGGCCUCCCCAAGGACAGUAUCGACAACUACGAGGACAUCUACAGCUUCGUCUACCAGAACGGCCGAGACCUGUCAGGUUUCAUAGAUGGGACUGAAAACCCUGCUGAUGACGACAGCCGCCAGAGUGUUGCCGUGGAGAAGGAGACCGGAGGCAGCUACGUUAUAACUCAAAAAUGGCUCCAUAACUUGGAUAUAAUCCAGUCAGAAAAAGAGCGGACGCUGGAGGGGUGGGUCGGUCGUCAGAAGGGCGACAGCACUGAACUGAGUCGCAAGACGAUCACGUCCCACGUGACCAGGAUGACGGGAGGUAACGCCUUCAACCAGCCGAAGAAGUUCGAGAUCGUCCGCCAGUCUAUGCCCUUCGGCAGCCACGCCAACGGAGCUGGCCUCUUCUUCAUCGGCUACGCUGCCUCCCCCGAAAACUUCGAGUACAUGCUGGACCGGAUGGUAGGAGCUGGUGGUGAUGGCCACAGUGACGACAUCAUGAAGCUGAGCAGGAACGUCAAGGGCACGUACUGGUACUUCCCUGGCGCCCAGGAACUCAAGAAGCUGGAGUAGGGCGUCCAUGGGAUCACUGUUACAGACACAGACAUCACUGGGUGGGAAUCAUUGAUUUGGGGGAGAGCUUUCCUUGAGACGGGGAGGGGAGGUUUUGGGUUAGAGACGAUACUUUUUUACUUGAGGGGAGAUCCUUUACUUGCAAUAAGGUUAUUUCAUGACAUAGGAAGAUGGAGUUUACUUAAGGGACAUCGUUUACUUCAGGAUGAUCCUAUUAAGUUGAGAUCGAUCCUUCACAAGGACGGGGAUACUUCAGAGGGGAAGGGGGUUAUAAAUUCGGUAGGGGACUUCACUGCCACUUGUGAACCUAGUAGAUGUUGGCUUGUUUGUUGAUUGUUGGGGAAUGAAUGGACAGAAUAGAUUUGUUGAUGACUUGAGGAUUUAGUUUAAGUUUGAGGAUUACAGUUUGCCAGACUCAAUGACACAGAUCUGCAGCAGUGUCACGUACAGAAAUGUUCUGGAAUGAACUGGAUAUUAGUGUUUUAGUUGACUAUCGUGACUGAUAGGGACUAUGAAUUACUUAAUCCUUAAAAAUGUUUUGUAGUCUUGGGCGAUUGUGAACGAUGUAACAAGACACAUAUUUUUGUUCUUGCUGGAAAGUACCAAAAGGUGCUGUGGGUUAGUGUAGAGGUUAAAGAGUUCGAUUCCCAACAUGGGUACAAUAUUUGAAGCCCAUUUCUGGUGUCCCGGCAGUGAUAUUAAUUGAUAUUGCUAAAAGCCAUACGACUUGCUACAAAAACAUACUCACUCACUCAUUAAUAACCAGAAAUGGUUUCUGUCAUAACAGUACAUAAAUGUUAUUCUGUCUUUUGUGAACUUCAUAUUUACUGGGAGUGUUUUAGUCGGGUAUGUUUUUCAGCGCGCCUUUUGAGUCACACGAUUUCGUUUUUUUCGAUGCGAAUCGAAGGGAGAAGUGCUCUUAGUCCAACUGUUACCUCUGCUGACAAAACUAAACCCAUAUUCCGUACCUCCAUGGUGGUAACAUAUUUAUGCACUUUACUGUACUGCCCCAAAGCGAGUAUUAUAUAUGAAUGCUUGUUUACUUUUAUUUCAGUUUGAAUUUCUUCAAGAAAUGAUAGGUGACGAUAUCCUUAUACAUUGUCGUAAAUAAAAUAUUUAACGUUA
Molecule: messenger RNA, 2365 nt
Organism: Haliotis rubra (blacklip abalone)
Lineage: Eukaryota; Metazoa; Mollusca; Gastropoda; Lepetellida; Haliotidae
Product: dye-decolorizing peroxidase YfeX-like
Exons: 9
Coding region: 89-1240 (383 amino acids)
Cellular component (GO): cytosol
Molecular function (GO): heme binding; peroxidase activity
Source: RefSeq, a predicted model, not a curated record